Molecule: messenger RNA, 3774 nt
Organism: Quercus robur (English oak)
Lineage: Eukaryota; Viridiplantae; Streptophyta; Magnoliopsida; Fagales; Fagaceae
Product: FT-interacting protein 3
Exons: 1
Coding region: 381-3512 (1043 amino acids)
Source: RefSeq, a predicted model, not a curated record
GCUCUCUCUCUCUCUCUCUCUCUCUCUCUCACAUACACACAGAUAAAACACAAAUGUACCCACCGAGAAUCUCUUCCUAUCAAAGCCAUAUGACUAAGGGGGCCACUUCACACUACCAAACAUUACACGCCAUGUGUGUCCAGCAUAUGUUUCUGUCUUCAUACUCCAAAUGACCAUCUCAUAGUCACAACUCACAACUCACAACUCAUCUUCACCACCUCCUCCUCUUCUGUCUUCUCUCCCCCUAUCUAUCUCUCUUUUCUUUUCCCCACCUUUCCUGUCUUCUUCUUCACUCCUACUCUUUUCACCACCCACCUUUCUUUUCAUCACAAAAACAGUCCACACUCCACAGUGAAGCUCCCCAACUAGCUACAACCACAAUGGCCAGACUGGUAGUAGAGAUUCAAGAUGCAAGUGACCUGAUGCCAAAAGAUGACCAAGGCUCUGCCAGUCCCUUUGUAGAAGUAGAUUUCGAUGGGCAGAAACAAAAGACACAAACCAAGCAUAAAGACCUCAACCCCCAAUGGAAUGAGAAGCUAGUGUUCAAUGUCAACAACCCCAGAGACCUUCACAACAAGACCAUUGAUGUGAUCGUGUACAAUGACCGAAAAGGCGGCCACCACAAGAACUUCCUCGGUCGUGUCAGACUCCAUGGUUCCUCCAUACCUUUUCAAGAAUCUGAAGCCAUUAUCCAGCGCUACCCGCUUGAUAAACGUGGCCUCUUUUCUCAUAUUAAAGGCGAUAUAGCUCUCAGAGUUUACGCGGUUCAUGACUCAUCUGCGUCUCAUGCUCCUCCACCACAAGAUGGUGGUGCUGAAGAAUCAAACACAGUACCAUUGCAAGAGAUAAAUACUAAUUACAAGCCUGAAGAAGUACUAAAAGAAGAAGAAGAAAGGAGGGCUGAGGGAAUGAAGAAGAAGAAAAAGGAAAAAGAAGUGAGAACUUUUCACACUAUAGGAGCCGGGACACAUGAACACCAUCACCAUCCAGCUACACAACCUUCAGUGAUCUCUGGCGGUGGAUUCGGGGGGUUCGAUAAAAGCAAUAUUGGUGGAUUCGGGGGGUUCGAGAAAAACAGGCCAAAUACUGGUGGAUUCGGGGGGUUCGAGGGUAACAAUUUGACGAAGGAAAAGGAAAAGGCAGCGGCUGUGGCUGAGACCAAGGCCGCUUUUGCACGAGCAGGGCCGGCUAGUAUGUUUCACAUGCAGGUUCCGACGAACCCGGAAUUUGGAUUGGUGGAAACUAGGCCUCCCUUGGCAGCACGUCUUCGGCGCAGAGGAGACAAGACAUCGAGUACUUAUGAUCUAGUGGAGCAGAUGUAUUACUUGUAUGUGAAUGUGGUUAAGGCCAGAGAUCUUCCUGUCAUGGAUGUUACAGGAAGCCUUGAUCCUUAUGUGGAAGUGAAGCUUGGGAACUACAAAGGGCAAACGAAACCAUUGGAGAAGAACCAAUACCCGGUGUGGAACCAAGUUUUUGCUUUCUCACAAGAGAUGCUGCAAUCCAGUGUCCUGGAAGUGAUUUUGAUGGAUAAGGAUUUAGUGAAAGAUGAUUUUGUUGGGAGAGUUAGUUUUGAUCUUUCUGAAAUUCCUCUUCGGCUGCCACCAGAUAGUCCUUUGGCUCCUCAGUGGUACAAAUUGGAGGACAAGAAAGGGGUCAGGUACAAUUCAGGAGAAGUAAUGCUUGCGGUUUGGGUAGGAACACAGGCUGAUGAGGCCUUUCCCGAUGCAUGGCAUUCUGAUGCUCACAACAUAAGCCAUUCAAACAUGUCCAAUACACGAUCCAAGGUUUAUUUCUCCCCCAAACUAUACUACCUUAAAGUUGAAGUAAUUGCAGCUCAGGAUCUUAUUCCCACCGAAAAAGGCCGAGCUCCAGAAAUACAUGUGAAGGGAGAGGUUGGGAAUCAGCUGAGAGCCACUAUUCGGAGUAGCCAUAAUCGAAUGAACCCUGAAUGGAAUGAAGAAUUCAUGUUUGUGGUAUCAGAGCCUCUUGAAGACUUCAUAAUUAUUACUGUGGAGGACAAGGUAGGACCUGAGGUUUUAGGCCGGUUGGUCGUAUCAGUAAGAGAUGUUAUGCACAGACAUGACCACCACAAAGCACCCGAAGCCCGCUGGCAUAAUCUGCACAGGCAUCUUGAAGUAGACACCGACAAGCAGAAAGACAAGUUUACCAGCAAGAUCCUCCUUAGAAUCUAUGUGGACUCAGGUUAUCAUGUUCUUGAUGAGUCCACGCAUUUCAGCAGUGAUCUACAGCCCUCCUCCAAACACUUGAGAAAACCAAGCAUCGGGUUUCUUGAACUUGGGAUUCUGAGUGCAAGGAAUUUGCUUCCAAUGAAGGGAAAGGAUGGUGGGACUACAGAUGCAUACUGUGUGGCCAAGUACGGCAACAAAUGGAUUCGGACUAGAACGCUGCUUAACACACUGGCUCCUCGCUGGAAUGAGCAGUAUACUUGGGAUGUUCAUGAUCCAUAUACUGUAAUCACUGUUGGUGUUUUCGAUAAUUGCCAUGUUAAUGGAAGCAAAGAAGAAACAAGAGAUCAAAGGAUUGGGAAGGUAAGAAUUCGACUAUCGACUUUAGAAACUAAUCGGGUUUAUACCCAUUAUUAUCCAUUGUUGGUUCUCCAUCCAUCUGGUUUGAAGAAACAUGGUGAGCUUCAUUUGGCAUUGAGGUUCACUUGUACUGCUUGGGCUAACAUGGUGACACAAUAUGGAAAACCUUUGCUUCCAAAAAUACAUUAUAUUCAACCCAUAUCUUUUAAGUACAAGGAUUGGCUUCGCCACCACGCAAUGCAGAUUGUGGCAGCAAGGCUAGCUAGAUCAGAGCCACCCCUCCGGCGUGAAAUUGUUGAGUACAUGCUUGAUGUAGAUAUUCACUUGUGGAGUAUCAGGAGAAGCAAAGCCAAUUUUUCUCGCAUCAUGUCUCUGCUUUCAGGGGUUGGAGCGGUUUGUAAGUGGAUCAACGAAAUAUGUUUCUGGAGAAACCCGAUCACAACAUGUUUAGUGCACGUCUUGUUUUUGAUAUUGGUUUGCUACCCAGAAUUGAUCCUGCCUACGAUUUUCCUCUACCUAUUUGUGAUCGGAAUAUGGAACUAUCGGUUCAGGCCAAAGCAGCCACCUCACAUGGAUGCACGACUAUCACAAGCAGAGUUUAUACUCCCAGAGGAAUUGGAUGAGGAAUUUGACACAUUCCCAACUUCUAGACCUCCAGAUAUUGUAAGGAUGAGGUAUGAUAGGUUGCGGAGUGUGGCAAGUAAGGUGCAAUCUGUGGUUGGAGAUUUAGCAUCACAAGGGGAAAGGGCUCUAGCUUUAUUAAGCUGGAGAGAUUCAAGAGCUACAGCAAUCUUCAUCAUCUUCUCAUUGAUCUGGGCUGUGUUCAUAUAUGUCACUCCUUUCCAAGUAGUUGCAGUGCUGGUUGGGCUGUACUGGCUUCGACAUCCUCGAUUCAGAUCAAAGAUGCCUUCUGUACCCGUCAAUUUCUUCAAGAGGUUACCGUGCAGGUCAGAUAUGCUACUUUGAGAUGAAGGCUAUUAUCAGUUUAUUAUUCAUUUACUUAAUUCUCGUGAACAAAAGAUGGUUCAGUAAAUUAAACCAUCAAAUUCGUAGCAGCGUAAGACAGAAGGAUAUGCAGCAAUGUUGCUUUUGCCCUACUAUCCUCGCCCAAAAUAAUAUUUCAAUUUUUCCUGGAUAUAUGUACAUUCUAGCUUUCAUCAAUCUUAUCUAUGGAAACAAUCAUUCUUUCUUGUAACCUGGGGGAAAAACUCAUUCUUUCUCGCUCCAA